Amphimedon queenslandica is the source of this 2261-nucleotide messenger RNA. RefSeq names its product natural resistance-associated macrophage protein 2-like. The coding region runs from base 67 to 2097 and encodes 676 amino acids. NCBI's taxonomy places the organism in Eukaryota, Metazoa, Porifera, Demospongiae, Haplosclerida, Niphatidae. Gene Ontology annotation, cellular component: plasma membrane; endosome membrane. Gene Ontology annotation, biological process: iron ion transmembrane transport; manganese ion transport. The record is from RefSeq and is a predicted model, not a curated record. The transcript has a single exon. Gene Ontology annotation, molecular function: manganese ion transmembrane transporter activity; cadmium ion transmembrane transporter activity; iron ion transmembrane transporter activity.
AAUUAUCCAUCAUGGUGGAAGGUGUGGUUGAUGGUAGUGGCCGGCCGCCGGCCUCUGACUUAAGUUAUGGUUAGUGUCUUGCCAUACAAGGGGAAAAUACUAGAGGAGAGAAAACUUAAAGCUGUUGAAGAUAAGGUCUUGUUGCUCUCUCCCUCCGCUUUCAACUCGUUUUCAGACAUGGAGGAUGAAGAUGAGAUUUUUGGCAAAGAGACCAACAAAGAGACAGCGAGAGAGACAGACCGAGUAGUGGAUACUAGAAAACAAAACGGUGCCGGGGGCUACUUUGAAAGGAAGGUACACAUACCUGAUAGCGAGGGCUUCAAGUACAUUGCUGGGUUCAGUUUCAAGAAACUCUGGGCUUUCUCUGGUCCCGGUUUCCUAAUGAGCAUAGCCUAUCUUGAUCCUGGUAAUAUAGAAUCAGACCUUCAAUCAGGAGCAACUGCCGGCUACCAGUUGCUAUGGCUACUGAUGGUAUCCACUUUCCUUGGUCUCCUCCUACAGCGUCUCUCUGCUCGUCUGGGGGUCGUCUCUGGUCGGAACCUUGCCGAGGCAUGUCGUGAGAACCUACCAUUCGUCCCACGUAUAUCUCUAUGGCUCAUGAUUGAAGUGGCUAUUAUCGGUAGUGACAUGCAAGAGGUCAUUGGGACUGCGAUUGCCUUUUAUCUCCUCUCACAUCGUCACAUCCCUCUCUGGGCCGGCGUCUUGAUAACAAUAUUUGACACCUUUUUCUUCCUGUUCCUUGACAAGUACGGACUAAGAAAGCUAGAGUUGUUCUUUUGUUUCCUCAUCACUGUAAUGGCACUAGCGUUCGGGGCAGAGUUUGUCUGGGCGAGUAUUGCCGGUUACGUUGAUUUCGUUGCUUUAUUAAAGGGACUAUUCGUCCCCGAGGUUUCUUCAUCAAGGGUUGUGGUGGCUGUGGGUAUAGUUGGUGCAGUGAUAAUGCCCCAUAAUAUCUAUCUUCACUCGUCACUAGUGAAGUCCCGUGAGGUAGAGACGGACAAUCCCAAGAAAAUUAAAGAAGCCAAUUUUUAUUUCUUCAUAGAGUCGGCUGUUGCUCUCCUAGUCUCUUUUGUUAUCAAUCUGUUCGUAGUGUCCGUAUUUGCUGCUACAUAUAAUGGACUUGUCUCUGAAGAUAUUGAACAAAUAUGUCCUGAAGUAAUAAACUCUAGUGCAGAUACCUAUUCCCCUAAUGACACUGUACCUAUUGAUAUAUAUAAAGGAGGACUCUUCCUUGGUUGUUACUUCACUGGGGCAGCUAAGUACAUAUGGGCCAUUGGUAUCCUCGCUGCCGGGUCUAGUUCUACCAUGACCGGAACCUAUGCGGGUCAAUUUGUGAUGGAAGGGUUCCUGGACAUACACUGGAGUCGUUGGAAGAGGGUUAUGUUCACUCGCUCUAUUGCCAUCCUUCCUACACUAAUGGUGGCUGUCUUUACUAGUAUUGAUCGCUUGACUGGAAUGAAUGAUAUACUGAAUGUUGUCCAAUCUCUCCAAUUACCAUUUGCCCUCCUACCAAUCCUACACUUCACUAAUUCUUAUCUAGUAAUGGGCUCCUUUAAAAAUGGCAUCAUCAUGAAAUUCAUUAUUUGGCUUCUAGCUCUCUCAGUGAUAUGCAUCAAUUUCUUUUUUGUGUACACCUUUAUUAAGGACCGAUCGCAAUUUUGGGUUUACAUUCUAACAGUCAUUGUUCUCCUACCUUAUCUCUCUCUGGUCCUCUAUCUAGGGCUCAAGGCUCUUGUUAGCUCACUCCCUCGUAAAGCCUCGGAUUGCAUCAAUAGCAAGAUGAAGAGGAUACCAUUAUGUGAUUGCCCGUGGUUGGAUAGGAUAAAGUGUAUUUCCUCUAAGAAGUAUUGCAGUUGGUUUGGACGAGCUGAGGACGCAUUGGAGAGACAGAAAGAUAGAGCAGGACAGCUCAUAAAAGAGAAGAUGAAGCGGACCUGUUCCUUGUGUUACCCCUCCCAGUGUUGCCGGUCUGAAGAUCAUGUAAUGAGUGAUGAUGAGGAAACUGAGCUGCUGGACACUAGCACUUCAAGUUCUUCUAGUGUUGGGGCUGGAGGAGGCUCUGAGGCUACUUUUGAUGAGUCUGAAACUAUAAACUAAUCAUUAAUAUUUUUGUAUCAUUUUAUCUUUCACAAUCGUACAUGUCAAUUUGCUAGAUAUUUAUUAUUUUUUCAAUUUCAUUAUCAAUGUACGCAUACUAUUCUUUCAGAGCCUCUUGUAGCCCAGCAAUGUACUGCACACUUGUCGGUAUUAUUUACCAUUAA